CCCCGCGCACCCCGCGAGGAGCGCUCCGCCAUUUGUAAUACACACGUUCCCUCGUCGACUGCGAUCUGCACGGCUGGUCGUGAGCGCGCCACCGCGCUGCAAUUGCAUGUGAACAGAAUGCCUGUGAGGGUGGAUAUCACGCCGCCACCGCCCGCCAACUCCAAGCAGCCGGGCAUCACCAAAUCGUUGCUCUACAACGGCUCCAAGUUUCAAGGAUCGCAGAAGUCCAAGGGGAACUCCUACGACGUCGAAGUUGUGCUGCAGCAUGUCGAUGAGGAGAAUUCGUACCUUUGCGGGUAUCUACAGAUCAAUGGACUGACGGAUGAGUUUCCCACACUGACUACGUUCUUCGAUGGAGAGAUCAUCAGCCAAAAGUACCCGUUUCUUACGCGCAAGUGGGACGCCGACGAGGACGUCGACAAAAAACACUGGAGUAAGUUUGAUUCGUUUUGCCAAUACUCGAAGACGUUCAAUUCGGACACGUUUGACUACAAGGCGCUCGCAAACACCGACUACGUAUUUAUGCGGUGGAAGGAGCACUUCCUGGUGCCGGACCACACCAUCAAAGACAUCAGCGGGGCGUCGUUCGCUGGAUUUUAUUACAUUUGCUUCCAAAAAUCAGAAGCGAACAUUGAAGGAUACUACUAUCAUCGGAGUUCCGAAUGGUACCAAUCCUUGAACCUGACACAUGUACCUGAGCACAGCAUACAAAUCUACGAGUUCAGGUGAAUCGCCAAAGCAGACGUCGAAAACACACAUCACCUCCGCAACAAAACAGAAGCACACCAAGCAACUACGACUACCUGUUAACUACUCAACCACUGGACGCGCGACGCACGCUCGGCCAGUUCGGUCAGUUCGCAAUCUAAUCUUAGGCUCUUGAUUUUCGCGACUUACAUGGGGAACAAAUUGUGCGUUAUCGCUGGGAGCAGGCGGGCGCGCUCUUUUCUAUAUUUAAACAUAAAUGUGCUAGUCAUACGUUUGAGAUUGAACAGUUUUGAUUCGGCGCGAUUCGGCGCCGCAUCAGCAGCAGCAGCAGGUCGGGAACACUUCCUCUCUUUCUAUAUUUCCAUGCGUAGCGAAAUGCAACCGGGGCAGAGACAGAGGGCAAACGCGCACACACUGGACGACGACUGGGAGGGCGUGAGAGGGAUAUUUUUACCAUGACGAACUUUUUAACGCGGCAAUUUGAAGAAUGAUUUUGAUAACUUACAUGGCGGGGGGGCGGAUGAUAAUAAUAUAAUAACGAUACAAAAAAGAAGAAGCGUGGCGAUUAGCGGCGCAUUUCAGUAAUUUAGUGUCAAGCAUCAAUGUUACAAAACAAAACAAAAAAACCUAACUAAACUAAAGAUAACAAAAUGGAAAAAAUACUCUAGCGAUUUAAUGACACACCAAUACACAACCGAGCAGCAUUGUUACGUUAUCAAGUGUAUCGAAACGAUUUUGUUUUACAGGCCUUACUUACUUUGUCGAUUAGAAAAUCAAUAAUUAAUUAAUUGUUAUGUUCGCGGAUCUAUUUUGAACAAUCUCUGUGUUAACUUCGGAUUAAAUAUAUUUUUGAACUGUU
Molecule: messenger RNA, 1567 nt
Organism: Dalotia coriaria
Lineage: Eukaryota; Metazoa; Arthropoda; Insecta; Coleoptera; Staphylinidae
Product: glucose-induced degradation protein 4 homolog
Exons: 4
Coding region: 118-729 (203 amino acids)
Biological process (GO): protein targeting to vacuole; negative regulation of gluconeogenesis; protein catabolic process in the vacuole
Cellular component (GO): GID complex
Source: RefSeq, a predicted model, not a curated record